CUUUCCUUCUUCGCCGACCUUACCCAAACCUCUCCAAACGCGUUACUCGAUUCGGCCUGCUCCUCCCCCCAAAGCAUCAUUCCUCUUUAGGCACUUGAUUCUCUUCAGAGAGCAUCCCAUUCACCUCUCCAGACCACUUGCAUCCACUGUUUGUCCGGGGAUACCUUCUUUUUAAAUCCUCCUUCGACACCAUGGCUGAUAUCACCGCCGUCGCCCCCGACGAGAACCCGUCCCCGACACAGGACGAGCUGCAGCAGCCCGGCAAUGGAGCCGCUGACAACCGCGGCACCAAGCGCGCUCGUCCCAGCGCUGCUGCUGAAGACGACGAUGAUGAUGAAGACAAGCCCGGUCGCGAGCGCAGGAAGAUCGAAAUCAAGUUCAUCCAGGAUAAAUCGCGUCGCCACAUCACCUUCUCCAAGCGGAAGGCCGGUAUCAUGAAGAAGGCAUACGAACUCUCAGUGCUCACAGGUACGCAAGUGCUAUUGCUGGUCGUGUCGGAGACUGGCCUGGUCUAUACCUUCACUACCCCCAAGUUGCAACCCCUCGUUACGAAGGCAGAGGGCAAGAAUCUCAUUCAGGCCUGUCUCAAUGCGCCCGAACCCGCCGGUAACGAGAACGGCGUCGAUGCGCCUGAUGUGCCCGCGGAGUCGCCCGAGGAUGUCAGCCAUAGCAAUGCCAACCCGCCGCAGCCAGGGAUGCCGCGUCCCGGUGGCAUGCACCCAGGCUACCUGACCAACGAGCAGCAGCAGCAGAUGGCCUACUACCAGAAUCUGCAGCAGCAGCAACAACAGGCUGGCGGACAGUACGCGGGGAUGCCCGUGGGGGGCAGGAUGCCGCCGCAGCAUCAACCGACGGCGUAAUAUAUACGCAGUACCGGCCGGUGUAGGGACCUGCUGCUGAACGCUGUAAUGUGGACGAUGGCUCUUGUCCGGUUUUGUCUCUCGAUGCCCCCCCAUUUUCACCCUCGACU
Paecilomyces variotii is the source of this 970-nucleotide messenger RNA. RefSeq lists its product as hypothetical. The transcript is spliced from 3 exons. The record is from RefSeq and is a predicted model, not a curated record. The coding region runs from base 192 to 860 and encodes 222 amino acids. NCBI's taxonomy places the organism in Eukaryota, Fungi, Ascomycota, Eurotiomycetes, Eurotiales, Thermoascaceae. Gene Ontology annotation, molecular function: protein dimerization activity; DNA-binding transcription factor activity, RNA polymerase II-specific; RNA polymerase II cis-regulatory region sequence-specific DNA binding. Gene Ontology annotation, biological process: positive regulation of transcription by RNA polymerase II.